UUACAGCGUUUUCACAUUAGAUAUUACGUGCAGUCCUAGAUAACUAAUUUCUGUUGCAGAUUUUCUCAAGAUGUUGCGCAAAUGGCUUCAAUUACUAGUUAAACAUCAUCCCUGUUUAGUUUUCUCCAACGCAGUCAGCGGGUUUCGCGUUCUGUGAUUGUGUUCUUCUGCGGCUUCCGUAGUUCGCUAAACCGUGAGAGCGCUUCGUGUGCUACAGUGGCAGAAUAUCUCGUCAAAUUUAGUUUACGGUGCAUCAAUAUAGAUGUUGUGUGUUCGGAAUGGCUAACGACAGGCUGAGGGCAUUAGAAGAUGUGGAGAAGGAGAUAGCUUCAGUGCUGCAGAGCGCAGGAACGAUCGUGCUGGAGCUUUCUAAAGAGAAGGCCAAUGCCAGUUUAUUAGACCGACAGCUAAACCAGUUCCAGACCUCCGUCAACAGAGUUGAGAGUGAACUGAGUGCACAGAUCCGGUAUCUGACACAGGUGGUAACAGGUCAGCCUCACGAGGGAUCGACAUACUCAGCCAGAAAGGACUGUCAGAUGGCCCUAAACCGUGCAGAAUAUGCCCGCGUCAAACUGGGAGAGCUGGGACGCACCUGCGAGAUAAUGCUUGAUCCGCAGACAUAAAGACCUAUUAAAUGGACUGUUGCAUUGUAAUAUCUGCCAGCUGACUUCAUAAGUAUCUACACGCAUCGAAACCUUUCUGAAUCCCAUCUACAAGCAUCAACACUUUUUGUUCUUCAUAAUCUAAAGAAAUUUUGUUUGACAAACUCAGUGAUUUAAAUAUAUUUCCCGUUGUAAUAUCACCAAAGCUUUUGUCUUAUUGAGAAAUGUUACAGGUUUUCUUAUUUUCUGUUAUCAAUUUUUUAUAGUUAUGACAAAAGAACAAUAAAAACAUUUUUUCCA
Sinocyclocheilus anshuiensis is the source of this 902-nucleotide messenger RNA. Its product is annotated as mediator of RNA polymerase II transcription subunit 11-like. Bases 279 to 623 code for a protein of 114 amino acids. Gene Ontology annotation, molecular function: transcription coregulator activity. The transcript has 4 exons. The record is from RefSeq and is a predicted model, not a curated record. Gene Ontology annotation, cellular component: mediator complex. Gene Ontology annotation, biological process: regulation of transcription by RNA polymerase II. Lineage: Eukaryota; Metazoa; Chordata; Actinopteri; Cypriniformes; Cyprinidae.